This is a messenger RNA of Rasamsonia emersonii CBS 393.64, 858 nucleotides long. RefSeq lists its product as uncharacterized. The record is from RefSeq and is a predicted model, not a curated record. Bases 1 to 858 code for a protein of 285 amino acids. The transcript has 7 exons. Lineage: Eukaryota; Fungi; Ascomycota; Eurotiomycetes; Eurotiales; Trichocomaceae.
AUGUCUGAAACUGCUGGUACCGCUCGCGAGCACAGUGAAGAUGUUCCAAAUAUCGAAGUAGACCUUCAGGGGUUUUUCCAGGCAACCGACAAUGAUUCUUCUUACGGCCAAGAAUUGUUAAAACAACUCACUUACCUACGGGCCGAACAAACCGCUGACUUGAUGCUAGUUCGACCUACUCCGCCUCUCUCACGUCAUCGGUCCUUGACUAUCGGAAUGAGAAUGGGAGACGUUAUCACGGCUAUCGUGACGGUCGAAACUAUUCCUUGCGCCUAUUGGAUCUUCACCACAGCGGGUCCUGGACAUCGGAACUGGAACAGGAAUAUGGGUCAUGGACUUUGUGUUCCUCCAAACGUGAAAUUCAUCGUCGAUGACUUCGAGGAUGAGUGGGUGUGGACCGCUCCUGGUGGAUGGGUUGAGUUUCAGGACUGGGAUACCAACAUGUACUCGGAAGAUGGUUCAACCAAAGGUACAUCGAUUGAACAAUAUUACAGGGCGACCAUUGAUGGCUUCACAAAUGCUGGAUAUGUAGCCAGUCCGGGACCGCGUCUAGAACAGUGGUUUCGUGAAGCUGGUUUUCAAGAUAUUCAUGUUCAAAAGUACCGAAUCCCCAUUGGCGCCUGGCCCAAGGACAAGUAUUACAAAACUCUUGGAACUUGGAAUCUACUCCAGGCCGAAACUGGUUUUGAAGCCGCCGCUUUGGCGGUGCUGACAAGACAUGAGAAAUGGUCUCCAGAGGAAGUCAACGUUCUGGUAGCUAAGACCAGGAGUGAUGUCCGGAAUCCCAAUAUCCACCCGUUAUUUGAUUUUUACGUUGUCUAUGGGCGGAAACCUGAGAAUAGCGGCACAAGGGCAUGA